CCUAACUGGAGAGGUAGACGGGUAUGUUUAGUGAAUGAUUCGCAGGAACUCUUGUAAUUUUAUGAUUGUACACAAAUAAUGGAAAUCGUGUUUAAAAGUAAAAUAAUCUGGAUUAAAAUAAUAAAUGGCAAUUAUUAGGACCAUUUUAAAUUAAGGAUUAAAUAAGUACAUCUAAGAUACGGACCGUUCAAAUAGGAGAAAGCUUUAUUCCACACAAAAACGCAGUUAAGAGUUUAUCCUGUCACAAAAGUCCGUGAAUUAAUCUAUGAUGGCCUCCAAUGCAACAGCGGGACACUCAAAGAAACGUGACGUCCUUGACCUUGAUUCCUAUAUUGAGGAAUUCUUUAGGACGCAGAGGUUCGACAAAACAAAAGACGAAGAAUCCAAAGAAAUCAGACGCUUGCGACCGGACCAAAUCGAGGUUGACCUCGGAUUUAAAAAAGUCAUUCGAGAGGAUGUUACCAAACCUGGACUAGAGGAUAGUGACUUAACGGAUGACGGUCCGCAAGAGGCUCCUGUGCUUCUUUAUAAAACUGAAUUCAGGAAUUCUACAACAGGCGAACAGGAGUAUAACAUAAGUGCCCAAAGGACUACAACCUCUGAAUGCCAGGUCGUUGUUGAGAAAGGCCACACAAUCGGAGGAGAAGUAGGAAUUACACUAAAACUCGGGGACAUCGUUGAAGCAGGAGCUGGGAUUAACAAAGAGAUAUCCGUCAAUAAAGAGGUCGGGGAAACGAUUCAGAAUGAAAUGCAUUGGGGUAUUGACACUAAAAUCACGGUACCAAAGAAUAAACGUGUCAUAGCUGAGGUGAACGUACGCGAGAAACAACUGACAGCGACAUAUGAUAUUACUUCCACGUUAAAGGGACAAGUAGUGGCGAAAUUUCUUAACACUAAGGACAACAAUGCCAUGAUUGUGUGCUUCCGUGAAAGCAUUCAUAAGAUAAUUGAAUGGGCAAAGAAAAAAUACUCAUCUGCUAUGAAACACGUUACUGUUGACUCUACUAGCAAGACAGUGUCGCUAGCUUCCAGUGUUACAUGCAAAUUCAGGUACUCUGUUCAGCAGCACGUUGUCAUAACAGAACACGGAAUUGAGGAAGAAUGAAAA
Messenger RNA from Owenia fusiformis, 1108 nucleotides. The record is from the annotation of a GenBank genome assembly. NCBI's taxonomy places the organism in Eukaryota, Metazoa, Annelida, Polychaeta, Sabellida, Oweniidae.